AUGGAACAAGUUGAUGUCACCAUUGUUGGAGGUGGCCCUACCGGCCUCUUCAUUGCCCUUCUUCUGAAGCCUCUGGGUGUUUCGGUCCGAGUGCUGGACGAAAAGCCAUCUACGCUUGAGCUUGGUCGAGCUGAUGCCUUGAAUGCUCGCACUCAGCAGUACUUUGAAGUCGCUGGUAUUCUCGAUGAGCUCCUCCCAGAUGGCCUCAAGUGCAACACAAGCUCUACCUUCAAGGAUGGAGACUUCAAGUCCCGCCAGAACGAAUGGUGGGUGGGCAUCCAGAACGCCCUUCACAAGAACUUCCUCAUGAUCGGCCAGCCUGUGGUCGAACAGGUCAUGAACAAUCGACUUGAAGGUGUCGUUGCUUACAAUGAGCACGUCACCGACAUCACAGAGACCGAUGACUUUGUUGAAGUCACGACAAGCUCAGGUCGCAAGAUCCAGAGCAAGUACGCUGUUGGUGCCGAUGGUGCGAGGUCCUUUGUGAGGAACACUCUGGGCAUUAGCUUCACCGGCACAAAGCCCGAGAUGGUCUGGGCUGUCCUCGAUACCUUCCUGGAUACCGAUUUCCCCACCUGCCCUGAGAUUAUCACCUUUGAGCUGGACGGCCAAUCUCGGGUGGCCUGGAUCCCUCGAGAGCGCGGCAUGUCCCGCUUCUACGUUCUUCUCAAGGGAGAAGUCACUCAGCCGCUUGCUGAGGCAUCGAUUAAAGAGCAUCUGGCUCCUUACAGAGUCGACUUCAAGAAGACUGAAUGGUUCAGCACCUUUACCAUUAAGGAGAGGAUCGCCGGAUCCUUUGUCUCUAAGGAUGGCCAUGGCCGCAUCUUCCUUGCUGGAGAUGCUGCCCACGUCCAUUCCGUCAACGGCGGUCAAGGCCUGAACACGGGUGCUGCCGAUGCAUUCGCUCUAGCCUGGCGUCUCAGACUCCUUGUCCAACCUUCCCUUUUGGCUGAGAGCGCGCUUGAAAAGGUCAUCCAGAGCUACGACAUUGAGCGAAGAUCUACAGCCGAGCAAGUCAUCGGCGUCGCAGCUAAACUAGUUCGAGACACGGUCCAUGAGGCCAAGAAGUAUGUGUCCACGAUUGAACGAAAUGCUGGUUUCAUCACAGGCAUGGGUGUCAGCUAUAAUGAGUUCCCUACUCCGCUCAUCAGUGGGGAGCAGCAGGGGAUCUGGAGACCAGGCGAUCGCUGCCCUGACAUGGUCUUGGCCACCGGCUCUGACGAGACUAGACUGUACUCCAGUGUUUCGUAUGGGAAGUUCUUGGUGUUGUCUAUUGGACAGCAUCUCAAGGAUGCACCUGGUAAUGAUCAGGUUUCUGUCUUUACGGUACUGCCACAGGGAGUCGCGAAUGGACACCAUGAGCUGGCUGAAGGGGAGAUUGUGUUCUCGGCGGAUUGGGCCGAUGCAAGCAAGCCAUCGGUGGUGGUUGUAAGACCAGACAUGUACAUUGGAUACGUGAGCCAAAGCGUCGAUGACGAUGGCUGGAGUGCAUACUUGAGCAACAUCCUGGCUCAGUCUUGA
Messenger RNA from Fusarium keratoplasticum, 1521 nucleotides. Its product is annotated as FAD-binding-3 domain-containing protein. The coding region runs from base 1 to 1521 and encodes 506 amino acids. Gene Ontology annotation, molecular function: FAD binding. Lineage: Eukaryota; Fungi; Ascomycota; Sordariomycetes; Hypocreales; Nectriaceae. The transcript is spliced from 6 exons. The record is from RefSeq and is a predicted model, not a curated record.